CUCUGGAAGAGGAAGCGCAGGGAAAAAAAAAAAAAAUUCUGCCCGACCCAAACUCCGGCAAAGCGAGUCCAACGACGGAGCCCAGCCUGGAGCGAGCUGGGACCCUCACCAGAUCUCGGGUUGGAGGGAUCCCCUCAGACGGGGAGGGACCCCAUCCUCCAGCUCACACCGCAGGGGGCCCCCCGGGGUCACCCCCCGACUCAACUCCCAUCCGGCUCCGGUCUUCUGCCACCGCUGAACUCUCUCCCUUCGCUCUGAGGGGACUUGGAUUUCAGGCCAUCUCUCUCCUCGCUCCGGGCUCACCCCUCCAUCCUCCUAUGGAAGCGGAUCGCAUGUGAGUCCUCCCCCCGCCGGCCAUUCCCCUCCGGCCCCCUCGGCCAUCUGGGUGCCCGGGAGAGCGUCCACUGGUACCCGUUGGCUCUUGCUCUUCCCACCCUCUCAGUAAUAGUCGUGUUGGCAAUUAGGAGUAGCGAUGAUGACUCUUCCUGCAUCUGCUAAAGGGCCUUUUCUCUGAAGAGCUCCUUACCAGGCCAGUCGCCUUCAAGACUCUCCGCUCGCAUGAUCCCCUCUCCCAGGCCUCCUAACUCCAAAAUCCUUCGUCUGCCUCAACUGCUACAUCCUUACCACCGCCCGCUGCAGACCCCACCGCAGCUCUUCUGAGCCCCACUUCCCUCACUCAACUCUCCCUCCUGCAUCAACUUCCCUCCACCGCCGACCAUCCCCAAGGCCCUUCAGGCCUUCCCGUGGUUGCUGGACAAAUUUCACGAGUACCGUCCGGCACCAUGACCUUCCCAGAGAUCCUGGAGCGGGUGGGCAGCCUGGGCUUCUUCCAGAUCCGCCACCUGGUCCUAUUGUCCAUUCCGGUGCUCAUGAUGGCCAGCCACAACCUCCUGCAGAUCUUCAGCGCAGCCACACCAGCCCACCACUGCCGCCCGCCUCCCAACGGCUCUGGGGACGGCAUCGACGCCCCCCACGGGCUGGACCCCCAAGCCCUCCUGAAGGUGUGGGUGCCCCUGAGGCCUGACGGAGAGCCCGAGAGGUGCCGCCGUUACAAGCAACCUCAGUGGCACCUGGCUCAGCCCAACGCCAGCCUCCCCAAUGGGACCCAGCUGGACACAGAGCCCUGCCAAGACGGUUGGUCCUUUGACCACUCCAUGUUUACCUCCACCAUUGUCACUGAGUGGGACCUGGUGUGUGAAUCCCGGAAGCUGAAGGAGAUGGCUCAGUCAGUGUACAUGGCAGGCGUGCUGGUCGGAGGGAUUGUGUCUGGAACCUUGUCCGACAGGUUUGGGAGGAAGCUGAUCCUGGCUGCGGCCUACCUGAUGAUGGCGGUGACCAGCACCUGCACCGCAUUCGCCCCCAACCUCAUGGCCUACAUCGUGUUCCGCUUCCUCAGUGGCGCCAGCUUUUCCGGGAUCAGCCUGAGCACGGUGAUCCUAUGUAUAGAGUGGGUGCCCAUGCCGCUGCGGGCCAUCCAGUCGACACUGACCGGGUACUGUUACACCAUAGGGCAGUUCAUCCUUCCCGGCCUGGCCUAUGUCAUCCCAGAGUGGCGCUGGCUGCAAUUGGCGGUGUCGGUCCCGUUCUUCAUCUUCUUCCUGCAAACCUGGUGGAUAGCGGAGUCCGUGCGCUGGCUGGUUUUGAAGGGCAAACCGGAGAAGGCCCUGUGGGAGCUCCAGAGAGUAGCGACCUGCAAUGGGAAGAAGGAGGAGGGAAACAAACUCACUGUGGAGGAACUCACCUUCAACCUCCAGAGGGAAAUAACUUCAGCCAAGUCCUCCCACAGUGUGAUGGACCUCUUUCGGGUGCCUGCUCUGCGUCUCAUCACCUGCUGCAUCUCCCUGGUGUGGUUCGCCACCAGCUUUGCCUACUACAGUCUGGCCAUGGACCUGGAGGGCUUUGGAGUCAACGUGUACCUGCUCCAGGUGAUUUUCGGUGGGGUCGAUAUCCCAGCCAAGCUCAUCGCCAUCAUUAUCAUCAGUUACCUCGGACGCCGGACCACCCAAGUCUUAUCCCUGAUUCUGGCCGGUGGGGUCAUCCUGGCCACCAUCUUUGUACCCAAGGACCUGCAGACCUUGAGGACCGGGUUGGCAGUGUUCGGAAAGGGUUGUCUCUCGGCUUCCUUUAGCUGUGUCUUCCUCUACACCGGGGAGCUCUACCCGACGGUGAUCCGGCAGACUGCAAUGGGGAUCUGCAACAUUUGGUCACGGGUGGGUAGCAUGCUGUCCCCCCUGGUCAAGAUCAUGGGGGAGGUGUCCCCAUUCAUCCCUGUCAUCAUCUACGGAACAGUGCCCAUCAUGGCGGGCAGCUUUGCCUGCUUUCUGCCAGAGACCCUCAACGUGCCCUUGCCAGAGACCAUCGAAGAUGUGAACAGGAAAAAAGGGAGCAGGAAAAGCAAGGAAGACCACAAAGUGAAGAUUCCCCUUCAUUUCCAUGAGUCUGACAAGGACACCAGUUAAGCCCUGCAUUGCUGGCUUUCUCUGGCUGCUGAUGGAAUCUUCCCAGAAGACUAGGGGACCAUCCCCCCACCGCUCCAUCCCCCUCCACGUCCUGAACCCCGGCUCCUUCUGGCAGACCCUCCACCCUCCCCCGCCUCUGGACCAUCCCGAUGCCAACAACCACAUCUGCCCCGUUUUGUGUUUGGAAAAGAGCCGGUUCGAAAUGGCCCUUUAAAUUCCAAAGACUCUA
Messenger RNA from Ornithorhynchus anatinus (platypus), 2688 nucleotides. Its product is annotated as solute carrier family 22 member 8-like. Gene Ontology annotation, cellular component: membrane. Bases 783 to 2459 code for a protein of 558 amino acids. Gene Ontology annotation, molecular function: transmembrane transporter activity. NCBI's taxonomy places the organism in Eukaryota, Metazoa, Chordata, Mammalia, Monotremata, Ornithorhynchidae. Gene Ontology annotation, biological process: transmembrane transport. The transcript has 10 exons. The record is from RefSeq and is a predicted model, not a curated record.